This is a messenger RNA of Stegodyphus dumicola, 765 nucleotides long. Its product is annotated as proline-rich protein 36-like. The record is from RefSeq and is a predicted model, not a curated record. Lineage: Eukaryota; Metazoa; Arthropoda; Arachnida; Araneae; Eresidae.
AUGUCUCUCCAGCCUGCUGCUGACGCGUCCUCGACGCCUCGCCUGCCCGUGAUGCGUCGCCCUCCUAGGAUUCCCUCGCCGACUACGCCUGGUCUUCCACGGAUGCCGCCGGCUCAUUCUGGGCCCCAUGCUGACGAAUGUCAAUCUCUGGAUUUGCUCGCUGAGGGUCAAGGGUUCCUGCCUUCACCUCCAUGUCUUCUCUCUUCAGUCGCCACGCCCACCCCAGCGUCUUCACUGCCAUCAGCUCGCCGGCGCCAUGUGGCUGCUUCUCCUAUUCCCUCUGGCCCUCCUUUGCUCAGAGGUGCUCCACUCUGCCAGAUGCUUACAGUUCUUCGUGCAAGGACCUCUUCUACCUCUCGCAUUUCCGGUGAUGUCUUCCGCUCCAGCCCUGGAUCCUCUCCGCCUUCUGCCAGACUGUCUUCGGUGGCUGCCGCUCCCGAUCCUGUAGUGCCGUCUCCGGAUGUCACUGCCGUCUCUGCAUCUGAAUCUCCAGUGUGUCACCACACUCGUUCUCGUGCUGCUGCUGGUCAUUCUUGCUUACCUCCGCCUUCCCUGAUGCCUUCCUCUGUACAUCCUGCUCAGGCUGCUUCCUCUCCUGUGUCGCCUUCUGCCGCCGGUGCUCUGGAGCCCGUUGUUACAUCUGAUGGUACGGAACAAGAGGCAAGCGCGAUAAUAGCAAAGUCAUGCACACUUCAAGGGACCGAUUUUCGCAUGCUGUUCAAAAGACAAGACAGAAGGAACAGAGCCACCAAGUGUGGGUGUUAG